This is a messenger RNA of Sinocyclocheilus anshuiensis, 4279 nucleotides long. RefSeq lists its product as uncharacterized. Lineage: Eukaryota; Metazoa; Chordata; Actinopteri; Cypriniformes; Cyprinidae. The transcript is spliced from 2 exons. Gene Ontology annotation, molecular function: nucleic acid binding. The coding region runs from base 736 to 3663 and encodes 975 amino acids. Gene Ontology annotation, biological process: DNA integration. The record is from RefSeq and is a predicted model, not a curated record.
CCUGCGCACGUGCGCUGGAGUCACGGAAAUGUCUGGGAGGCGAGCUAGGUACUUCAUUGCACACGCUCUAGAUGGCAGUCUGUCAGUCCUACUCCCUACGCUCAUUGAGUGCAACUGCAUGCCCGAGGACAGGUCGGAGUUACCCACUCCCGAAGCAGCAAAACACCACCCUCAUCUAAAAUCUAUUCCCUCCUCUAGAUCCAAAUGCUCAAAUACUUCUCCUUCUCGGACGUGAUAUCCUUCAAGUCCAUAAGGUAAGAGAGCAACGCAAUGGGCCACAAAAUGCUCCCUAUGCUCAAAGAGUGGACCUAGGCUGGGUUGUGGUCGGCGAGGUCUGUCUUGGUGCUGCUCACAAGCCCUCAACUGUGAGUGUUUACCGCACAAACAUUCUAGAAGAUGGGCGUCCAUCCUGCUUUAGCCCAUGUCCCAAUAAGCUCUACCUCAAGGAGAAAUUAACUGCACAUCCAAGUGUUAAACCCUCUCUGUUUUCUCAGCUUGCUCCCAGCCCAUCAGCCGCCUCAAUCUUCGAAAGAACGAAAGAUGAUGAAAAGAUAGCCCCCUCAGUUGAGGAUAGGCAGUUCGUUCAGGUAAUGGACAAAGAAAUGUUCAUGGAUGACACUAAUAGCUGGGUAGCACCCCUCCCCUUUCGUUCACCCAGACAACGCCUUCCAAACAACAGAGAGCAAGCUCUGAGUCGUUUCAAUUCUCUGUCGCACUCUAUGUAAGAAAUCCGAGAUGAGAGAGAAUUUCGUGGAGUUUAUGCAGAGGAUCUUUGAUAACAACCAUGCUGAGCCAGCUCCUCCUGUGAACCCAGGGGAGGAGUGCUGGUACUUACCCUCCUUCGGUGUGUAUCACCCACGCAAGCCUGGUCAAAUUCGCGUAGUGUUCGACUCCAGUGCCCAGUUCCAUGGUGUGUCUUUGAACGAUGUGCUGCUAACGGGCCCCGAUCUAAACAACAGUCUAGUAGGAGUCCUUCUACGAUUUAGACACGAGCCAAUAGCCAUCACUGCGGACAUAGAGCAAAUGUUCCACAGUUUCAUUGUCAGGGAAGAUCAUAGGAACUUUCUCUGCUUUCUGUGGUUCAAGAACAAUGAUAUGUCUGAAAGCAUGGUAGAAUAUCGUAUGAAAGUCCACGUCUUCGGCAACAGCCCCUCUCCAGCCGUUGCCAUUUACGGCCUCAGACGUGCUGCCUUAUUCAAUGAAGCGGAGUUUGGUGCAGAUGUGAGACAUUUCAUCGAAAGAGACUUUUACGUUGACGAUAGACUUAAGUCACUUCCCUCCAUCAAUGAAGCAAUAAGCUUGCUUAAGGCUACCAAAGAUAUGCUCGCUAUCUCUAACCUAAGACUCCAUAAAAUAGCAUCCAACUGCUCAGCUGUAAUGCAUGCAUUCUCUCCGGCCGACUAUGCUAAAGACUUGAAACAUCUGAAUCUAGACACUGAUUCACCCCCUUUGCAGUGCAGUCUCGGCUUGAGUUGGGAUCUCCAUAACGAUGCAUUCACAUUCCAUGUCAACCUCAGUGACAAACCAUUCACGCGCAGAGUCCUGGCGACUGUAAACAGUUUGUUUGACCCUCUCGGCAUGGUUGCGCCAAUUACCAUCCAAGGAAAACUGCUACUCCGUGGACUUUCAAACACAAAGUCAGACUGGGAUGCCCCCCUUGCAACCGAAAAGGAAGUAGAAUGGAACCUGUGGAAAGACUCAUUGCAAGACUUACAGCAGCUCAGAAUUCACCAAACCUACACUCCAAUGUCCAUUUCUCAUUCAGUAAGAAAGGAGAUUCAUGUCUUUUCGGAUGCAUCUGUUCAGAACAUAUCCACAGUCGCAUACUUGAAAGUAACAGAUAGUGAUGGAAUGUGUCAUGUCGGGUUCAUUAUGGGAAAGGUAAAGCUAGCCCCACAGACAGUACAUGCAGUUCCCAGACUUGAACUGUGUGCGGCAGUCCUUGCAGUCGAAAUAGCAGAACAAAUUGUCCAAGAACUAGACAUCAACCCUGACACCCUACUGUUCUACACGGACAGCAAAGUUGUUUUGGGGUACAUCUGCAAUGAGACCCGACGAUUUUACGUGUAUGUCAGCAACAGAGUGCAAAGAAUCAGAGAAUUCACUCACCCAGAGCAGUGGCGGUACAUUCCAACCUCACAAAACCCUGCUGAUGUUGCUACUAGACCAGUCGCUGCAUGCCGUCUAAUUGAAACAAACUGGCUCACUGGUCCGUCAUUUCUGCAACAUCCAGCAUCCAUCCCUGUGAAAGAAGCUCCCUGUAAUCUUAUCGAUCAAGAUACAGACAUAGAAGUGCGAGCACAUGCCACUACCUGUUUAAACCCUGAUUCUGGUCUUGGUUCUCACCGCUUCAAAAGGUUUUCAUCUUGGAAAUCCUUAAGAAGAGCCAUAACUACACAUUCACAUUGCUCAGUCUUUCAAAAACAAAGAAAGAUCAUGUUGCGGCUGGCACCAUACACACCUGAGUUACUGACUCAAGCUGAAAGUGUCAUCAUCAAAUGUGUACAGAGGGAGGCUUAUAAAGCAGAAAUUGUUUAUCUGGAGAAUGAAAAGGCCAUUCCCAAGCAGAGUUCCCUUAAGAGGCUGGACCCGGUCCUGCAGGACGGACUCUUAAGAAUUGGAGGCAGACUCGAACAGUCCACACUCCUCAGCAAUGAAAAACACCCUCUUGUUAUACCCGGUCAUAGUUACAUAGCAACCCUCCUAACAAAUCAUUACCACGACAAAGUAAAUCAUCAAGGCCGAGUCUUUACAGAAGGAGCAAUCCGUGCUGGAGGAUUCUGGAUAGUUGGAGCAAAGAGAUGCAUCAGUGGCAUCCUUCGCAAGUGCAUCACUUGCUGCAAACAGAGAGGUAAAACAGCUGAACAGAAAAUGGCAGACCUCCCUCCUGACCGCAUCAGCAUGGAGCCACCCUUUACUAAUGUCGGUUUAGAUGUGUUCGGCCGUUGGAAUGUAUCAGCACGCCGUACCCGUGGAGGCCAUGCUUACAGCAAAAGAUGGGCGGUAAUUUUCACAUGUUUAUCAGUGCGAGCCAUCCAUAUCGAACUGAUAGAGUCAAUGGACACAUCAAGCUUCAUUAAUGCACUUCGCCGGUUCUUUGCCAUUCGAGGCCCGGCAAAGAUUAUACGAUCUGACUGCGGUACUAAUUUCACAGGAGCAUGCAGAGAGCUGAACAUGCUUGUGGUCUCUUCCGAAGAUCCCAGUGUGACAAAAUACCUUAGUGAUGAAGGUUGCAAAUGGAUCUUUAACCCACCUCAUUCGUCUCACAUGGGGGGAGCAUGGGAGAGAAUGAUCGGACUUUCAAGACGGAUUUUGGACUCCAUGCUUCCUCAAAUCAGCUCCUCGCAUCUGACUCAUGAAAUGCUGUCAACUCUAAUGGCUGAAAUAUGUGCUAUUAUCAACGCAAGACCUCUUGUAUACAUUUCUACCGACCCCGAGUCACCUCUUCUCCUCACCCCAGCAAUGAUCCUCUCCCAAAAGGUGUGUACCUCAUCCGCACCUACAGGGCCGUUUGAGAACGCUCAAAACAAUGGAAAAGAGUGCAGUAUCUUGCCAGCCUGUUUUGGGAAAGGUGGAGAUGAGAAUACCUUGCAUCCCUUCAGCCUCGUAAGAAAUGGCAAGACAACAAAUCUAAUAUCAAAGAAAGAGACCUGGUCCUUCUGAAAGACGAUCAGGUAAAAAGGAACGAAUGGCCAAUGGCUCUGGUCACCAAAGCUAUCGCAGACUCAGAUGGCAAAGCCAGAAAACUGGAACUGAAACUCACUAAGAGUGGUACUGCUAAAACCUUCUUACGACCUAUUACAGAGGUUAUCUUGCUUAUGUCUUAAAUUACCCAGUGAACAUAUAUUCACUAGUUGAGAAAUUAAGAGUGGUAUUAUACUUAAUACCAGAUGGGGAGUAUUAUGCCAUGUCUAACAUUACUUCUUCCUCCUCACUGGAGGGCGCUGUUUGACAUAGGUUGAGUUAAAAUCCAGUUUGACAAAACUUUAUUUGUUAUACUUCAUAUCGGGGGAACACGCGAAGCACAGCGGCCAUUUCGCAGCAGAGAGAUUGCGUGUUUCUUUCAUCUUCUUCCAAUCUGUUGUGUAAAACCCCUAAAGAAGUUUUGCUUUUUCACAAAAGAAUGUAACGGAGAUUGAACUACAUGAUUGCACUCAAGCAAAAGUAAAGAGAAAAUGUAUUCAAUCAUCUGAGUGGUCAUUGAAGCUGAUCAGUCAUCUCCUUGCAAUGUUUGGCUAUCUGUAUAUGCAUGCUCAACACACAUGCAUGCAGAGGACAG